CAAUGUCAACAACUGAAUUCCCAUUUAAAAUCAUCCAUCUGUUCUCCAUUAGUUUCAUUCUUUUCUUUGGCUGACAUGAAAAGCUGACAAGGAUUACAGUUGAGUUAGAGAAUUGAGUUUUAACACCACUCUUCAGUUUUUACAGUGACCAACUCCAUGAACGUAUCACACUCAAAACGGAUUUUACUGAUUGCCAUUUAUCUAAGCUGAACUGAGGCAAGUCUACUUUGAAGCUGUCUUGUUUUUAUGAUUCCUUACAUCAAACAUAUAGGCUAGCAAGGACAUUGUAAUUUCCAUUGAAACUAUAACAAAAUCAUAACUCCAAAACUGUAUUCUAGCCAUUUUGUUUCGAACCGCGCAAUUUAAGGCUCUAAAGUGUGUUAAAAACCGCUGAAUCCCACAAAUCUCUCCAUGCUUCUAUAAAUUAGCAAAUGGUUUCGCACACUUUCCAAUUUGGGUAGAAUUAUUUAACCAAGAAUCAACCCGAAGCCAACGUUGAUACUCGCCUCUGCUAACGUUUCAGCCUUCCUUACAAAGUAUAAACCCGAUACAUGCGUAGAGUUAAACGCGAUAACGAUCAUAGUUUAAUUUUUCAAGAAAGAUACGUAUGAAUAGCGAUGGCUCGACUUCUGAUAUACACAGCAUAUAAUUUAAAUGGUUUUAGGAAUGAAUCGUUGUCAAGUGCAUUCACCUCAGCCAUGAUAAAAUACAACGUCUCAGUAAGAAGAACAAUUACCUUAAUUUACUUAAAUUUUUAAAUCUGAAUAACGAUUAACAAACUCUCUGAGGAAACAAGGCAGACAUUAAGAUUUCAUUGAGUAAAAUUAGAGUUGACUACUCUUGUGCUGUAGAGGAAUGCACUAUGUACACAAACCAUUUUUACAUAUCAUUGAUUUUCAGCUGAAUUUUAAUCAAUAAAUACAACUGGGACAGUUGUUGAUAUUAAGCUGUUGAAGGGCUCGUUUCAAGGCUAUGCAAGUCCGAAUUUGGGUUAAAAGGUGUUCUUUUUUUAAGUGCUAAAUGAGACGCAAUGAAUGCGACUCGUUUAAAUUGUUCGAAUUGUUGGUUAUGUAUCGUGAAACCUAGACAAGAAAACUUGGGUCAAAUCGUGUCAAGAAUGAAAGAAAAUUUGUAGCAACCUCCUUCAAAACAUAUCUUUAUUAUUUUGAGUCAAGCCUAAUUUUGAGUAAUGUUAUUGCUAACAUUUAGGUAUGACGCCUGAAAACGCAAAUGGCAGACUUUCCUGAGAUGAAUGGAUUAAGUGGAAAGUACUGGACCCCAUAUGGCAAUCAUGUACUCAUGUCAUAGUUUGGGCUAUGUACUGAUAGGGCUCGUCUUGACGUCAUUUCGAGUUGGCGCUGAUGAAAAGCAUCCGGGUAACUAUAAUUAAAGGACAGCGAACUUUAAUAAUAAAUGCUUUUUUAAGUGUCGUGCAUACAGUCACUCUUAUUGCCUGCUGAUGACCAGCAGUAAGCAGUCAAAACGUCGCGAUCUCAGUAUACGUCUCAAGUGUUGUUUAUUAAGAUAAACACAACUCUGAAGCUAUUAUACUAUGAUAUUGCACGCUUUCUCCGUAUAGAUACAAGAUAGUGUUUAUUAGCCGCCGCCCGGUUAGCUCAGUUGUAAGAGGGCCGGUCUGCUGAGCGAGAGGUCGUGAGUUCAAACCCCGGCCGGACCAUCAACCAAGGUCUUUAAAAAACUGGUGAGAUCAUGCUAGCUGUGAAACUCCUUUCUCGGUUUGAAAAGAGUAGGGGACGUAGGCCCCGAUGUCAUGGUCUAUCUGACUUGUGCCAUCAUCGAUCUGGGUGGGCGAGGUGUGAUCAAAACAUGGACUGAAGUGGAUGCAAGAGUGCGCCUUUACAUGCUGACGUCCGAUCUCACCUCUCUGGUUCCUCCGCAAUUCAGCCAUUGGCUGCAAGUGAGAAAAGUUGGCACCGCUUAUUCAUUAUUAUUAUUAUUAUUAUUAUUAUUAUUAUUAUUAUUAUCUAUGAAUAAAGUUUUGACCUUUAAAAAAUUAAAUUUAAAAAAAUUAUUAUUAUUAUUAUUAUUAUUAUUAUUAUUAUUAUUUAUAUAUUUUUAUUGCCUUGAUCCGACAAUGAUUUUACGAAUUAACCUUUCAAAAAUUAACAGACUGACACAAUAUUUAUUUGAUUUCUGUUCCAAAAGCUUUACCUUUAGCAUGCUUUAUUCAUCCAAUAAGUUGAUCCAAUGAAGGGGCUUUGUUGUACUGGUUACAUGAAACAAGACAUCAAGCAUAAACCUGUUUCAUAAACAGUUUUGACAAGGGGCACUAACUCAUGCAAUUGUUCUUUAAAUUGUCUUUUGCCAGGCGUGACCACAAAGUGGAUCACAUCUACAAUAGAAGAUUUAUCCAGCAGUCUUUUCCAGUCGGCCAAGCGAAAUAAUGGUGGGUACAGAACAAGAGCAUAAUAGUUAAACUGAAGAGGAACCUUUAAACUGAGUACUAGUCAAGAGAGAGUAGAUCAGCAAAGACAGUAAAGUUCGGCUACUUUGUCAGACUGGAGAAAUCAAUUCAUUUUGCUUAUUCGCGCUAUUUCUCUUCCUUAUUGUUAAAAGUUCAAGUUAACUGGAGCGUAACUAUAUGGGCUUGUAAUGAAAAACUGAUUAAUUGCUUGCUUGAUUGAUUGAUUUCUUGCUUUUCCUGGUUACUUUGAUUCUUUCAAUUGAUUGGUUGACUAACUAACAAAUAAUGAAAGAGGCUGAGUAUCAUUUGAAGAGCAACGAACGGAGAUCGAGGAGGGUUUUAUCUGCCGAGGCCGAUAACACCCUCCCAGAAGCUAUCUUGUAUCUAUACGGAGAAAGCAUGAGAUAAUUCAUAAUUGGCCUGGUUUUUACUCUUGAAACAAGUGAAAUGUCCGCCAUUUUUGUUUUCACAACCAAAACAACUCAACCUCGUUCCCGGGUUUUCUUGGUUGACGAUGCUUUAACCUGCAGCUGUGCUUCACUUUUGACGUCAUCGGUUGAUUAAUCGUAAAAUUCCUCCAAAUUUGGUUAUCAGUAGGUGGUUAUGGUGAAUUAUGCGUGUGCUUUUAGCCAAUCAAAAACGGAGAAAUAUUUUGAAUGAAUAAUAACAUUGAUUAAUACUGAUUGAUCGAUCAGUUGAUGGAUGGAUAGACACAGGACGAAAUAACGUGUUUCCGUAUUUUGUAAACUCGACGGAAACGGGAAGUUGCUUAUAUCCGUCACGUUUCCGCCCUGCGGAAACAUGGUGAUCUAGUUUUCCAUGGACGGGACGCGUUUCCGUCAUGUUUCCGCGACGGAAACGAACGAUCAUGUUUCCGCCACAUUUCUGUUAUCACAUUUCCGUCCGUUCUUUCUUGUUUCCGUUACGUUUCAGGUGACGAAUUUUUUUCUCUUUUUAACCCAUGUCCAAGAUCGCAUGAUCAAUGUUUCAGAAAAUUUGCCUUUGCGUACAAUCAAGGUGAAUAAAGGUAAAUUUACUCUUGAGAUCGGGCUAUAAACGGUUCUCAUGCAUUACUCGCGCGCGUUGCAUUGAUGCAAAGAUUGUGAAGUGUGCGAGGUUGGCAUUGCUUUCCAUUCUAAAUGAUAAAAAUCGCAGAGCUUACCAACAGCUUUCUAUAUUUGCCAGAUUGAUGUCAAUCAGUACUGGCGUAAAAUAAAAUACUCUUAGACGGAGAAAACAAGAGAGAAAACAAGAGGGAAUGGGGCCUAGAAGAGAGUGGAGUGCUGGUCAGCGGACUUUUCUUUUGCUCAUGCUUAUUGCGGUCAUUCUUUUUGGCGUCCAUUGAUUGAUUAGCUGAUUAUCUGAAAUGGUGGUUAAAGACCUUCAGUAGUAUGGAGACAAAAAUGUUUCAAAUUCUUGUUGUUGACAAAUACCCUCUCCGCCCAACCAAUCCAACUUCAUAUAACUGAACUUAAAUUUCCUGAGAGACCUCCCUUUCUAUUUUGCAGCGUCUGGUUUACCUCCUCGAAUACAACUCUCAUUAGCAAUACCAAGCACUAGCACUGUUGGAGCCAGGAAUUUCUUAUUACUCAAAACCUUUGCACAAAAACUUGUACAAGAAUUCAGCGUGUCUCCUUCAGGAACAAGGGUCGCCAUGGUAACUUAUUCGUCAACUCCGCGCCUUGUUUUUCGUUGGAACCAAUACAUGAACAUGAAGUGCACUUUGAACGCCAUCUCAUCGCUCAGGUAAACACUCAGUCUCAUGGUACAGGAAACCUGGCUUUUGUAACUAAUAACGACAAUACCUCUUUGAAUAAAAUAAACUAUAACAAUUCAAUUUAACGACCCUGUCUAACCUCCGCCUUUCUAGCAAGCGCUACUUUCAACGGUAUUUUUCCUUAUAAGCGCCCCUAUUCUAAUAAGGGCCCGUCUUCGAAUCCAAUGAAGACUCUUUUGGUUUUCAACCAGUCCUCUCAUUUUGUUUCAUUUUGUUAUACUGUCUUCAGAGUACAGUCAACCCCGUUAAUACGGACACUGAGGGGGGCCAUAGAAAGUGACCGGGGUGCCCUUAUUAAUCGGGUUCAAUUUUGAAAAAAGUAAGGGCUCUUCUUUCCCCAGGUACAAAGCAAACUGUCCGUAAUAGUGAAGUGUCCUUAUUAAGCGAGUGUCCGUUAAACGGGGUUGGACUGCACCUAGAGAAAAGCGGUGGUUUAUCUUUCUCCAGCUCACGUACCCCCCUGCAUUAGAAAAGAGGCCUUCCCGGGGUCUUUCAUUUAGGUUCUGUAUUGUUUCUUUUUCAAUCAAAACUUGGUUAUUUGCAUUCGGUUGUGCGUCACUUUAGCCUUCUGGAAAGCUGACCAUCUAAAAAUUUCAAGAGGCGAGACACACUCAUGCCGGCAGCGAUUUACGCGAGACACGAAUCAUUUAUAACAGACCCCGCUAAGAAGUAAUAUAAAAUAUACAACUGUACAUGGUUAUAUAUAUUUUGCUGGGUAUUUCUUCAUCCACAGAUAUGUACCGGGCCAGAGAGCAUCUUUAAACCGUUUGUUCCAUUUCUUAAAAACAAGAUUGUAUUCCGAACCAGAAAGACACAAGCCCAAGGUCGAUCGAAUCUUAUUUGUCAUAGUAGAGAGUAGUUCUCUUACUUCAAAAGUAUUGGCAUCUCAUCCUAUCAAGUCACUGGAAGACAAAGGAGUCAGAGUAUUCAUUUUGGCAGUUGGCAAGCACGUGAUAAGCAGCAAUCAAAGGACAUUCCGGAUUGGCUGCUUUGCUGAUGUUUCCAAGCUCUCUUACGCGUUUAGAGGAACAGGUGAGUUGAGCAUACAUGUAUCAAACGAAUGAACAUUAGAAGGCAAAAACCGGUUGAGGUAAAAAUGAAGAACCGAUGGCUGGAAGGAUGUAUUAGGAAGCUCAGCGACAAGUGGAAGGAUUUAUGGAUGACUGGACAACCAAAACGUUAGUGUAAUAUUUCUAUACUUAACUAUAACAAGGUGGAAUAUGAUCGUCCCGAUGAGUAUAGUACUGAUCUGAAAUAGGACCGGUUGAUGACAUUCAUCUUCAGAGUCAAAGUGAAUUGUAUCACGUCAUUUGAAGACACCAAACUCUGGUCAUUGACCUGAUUGGUCAAUUAAGUCGAGAUGUUAUUGGUCGUCUGUCCGUUAAGCCAGUUAAGCAGUUUCGUCAGUAAAUGGUGUUCAGCAUUCUGAUUGUACAUCACGGUUUGACUGACAGACAAGUCAUCACAAUGCGACUUAACUGACCAAUCAGGUCAAUAAACAGAGAUUAAAACCAUUAAAAUGAUCAGAAGUGAUAGAGCUCAAUUUGACUCUGAAGAUGACUAACGCACAAGUAGUCGAAACGUCAGUCACUUUCAACAACAUUUCUAUCCAGGGCUACUCUCACCCGGACGAUCAUAAAUUCCGCAUUCUCAUGAAAUGAUUCCUGGGUUCAAUCCUUCAUUUUCAUACAUACGAAUAGUGACAUAAUGAAAAUGAAAAGAAAUACAACAAAUCCUUUAUUUUCCUUUUCAGGAUUUAAUCACAGCUGUUCAGGUUCUGGAAUAAUAUACGAUGAAUGCAACCGCCUUUGCUACUGUAAAGAUGGAAAGCCCUCUGAUUGCCACAGAAUACGAAAGGACUUCAUAGAAAUGCCUCUUGAAGAGCGACGUCGUUUUGUAAGGGCCCUCAAAGUAGUGUCAAUGCAACACCCUUAUAAGAGGACCUACGAUAUUAUUACCAGAUUUCAUUUCAAGUUUUUUGAUAUCAUUCACGAGAAAAAUCUUUUCUUUCCUUGGCAUCGCUGGUACAUUUCUAUAUUCGAAAAUCUGCUGCGUCACGUUGACUGUCGCGUGACUGUACCUUAUUGGAACUGGGCACGAGCAGUGUCACGCAAACGACUGUGGCGUCAUACAGAUAAACGGGAUAUUUGGAAUCCAGGACCUCACGGCUUUGGUGGCGACGGCAACUCUGGAUCAGGCUGCGUUAGAAGUGGGCCCUUCAGUGUUGGAAAAUGGUAUCUUCCUGUCUGGCAUGGUCAUGAUUGUCUGUCCCGAGAAUUUGAUCGAAAAAUGUUUUUACCAGGGGAAUGGUACGUCAACGACCUUAAUAAAAUUCCUUGGAACCAAUUUAACAAAUUUGAAUCUGGUGUGAGAGACUACAUGCACAAUGACUUGCAUAAUGCCGUUGGAGGAACCAUGUCCGAGGACUCAUCUGCUCUUGCACCUGAAUUUUGGUGUCACCACGCCUUUUUGGACAAAAUCUGGUCAAACUGGCAGGACCAUGGCCCUAAGUAUAAAUUUAUUUACUUCAAGAAAAUAAAUAAGAGGCUUCCAGGUGGGGCACACUUCGGAUGGGAGUUUAUGGACCUUCAGCAUCAGCCCCACUGUAUACAGGUCCUAUACGAUGAACCAAUUGAGGAAAAAACACCACCGGGAAAUGAAGAACAGGCAACGCAUAGACGUCAUCGUAACUACGGUCCAGGCUCUGAAGAAACCAGUUGUUAUAACAAUGCCGAUUGUGAGGUUGAUGGAGACAACGCUGAUGGCGAGUAUGAUCGCGAUAGUGACAAUCUUGAUGAUACAUAUGGUAAUGAAGAAGCAAAAUGA
This is a messenger RNA of Porites lobata, 7028 nucleotides long. The record is from the annotation of a GenBank genome assembly. NCBI's taxonomy places the organism in Eukaryota, Metazoa, Cnidaria, Anthozoa, Scleractinia, Poritidae.